UUGGGUGAAUCGGGGGAGCCGCAGGGACGGGGCCCAAUUCGGCUUGUACCUCCCUUCCCUUCCAUGUACCCUGUUAUAUGGGCUUACACAACCUGCCCGCCGCUAGUGUCUGUAUUGAGCCUUACGUAAUGCUCACACCCCCGCUCCGAAACUUCAGGAGCCCCCCGUCAUUCCAUUGUGUCUUACAGGCAAGCGCUGCCCCAACUUCCAUCAGCUACAAUGCAACAGCGCCCCCAGCUGAUGAUUCCUUGUACUGUAGGGCAGAGCCUUCCUCCCCAUCAUUUCUGUUCCCUGGGCUGUAGUGCAAAUGCCCACUGUUCCCUGGGCUGUAGUGCAAAUGCCCACCGUUCCCUGGGCUGUAUUGCAAGCGCCCACCGUUCCCUGGGCUGUAGUGCAAGCGCCCACCGUUCCCUGGGCUGUAGUGCAAGCGCCCACCGUUCCCUGGGCUGUAGUGCAAGCGCCCACCGUUCCCUGGGCUGUAGUGCAAGCGCCCACCGUUCCCUGGGCUGUAGUGCAAGCGCCCACCGUUCCCUGGGCUGUAGUGCAAGCGCCCACCGUUCCCUGAGCUGUAGUGGAAAUGCCUGCCGUUCCCUGAGCUUUAGUGCAAGCGCCCGCCGUUCCCUGGGCUGUAGUGCAAGCGCCCGCCGUUCCCUGGGCUGUAGUGCAAAUGCCCGCCGUUCCUUGGGCUGUAGUGCAAGCGCCCACUGUUCCUUGGGCUGUAGUUCAGGCACCCGCCAUUCCCAGGGCUGUAGUUCAGGCACCCACUGUUCCUUGGGCUGUAGUUCAGGCACCCGCCAUUCCCAGGGCUGUAGUUCAGGCACCCGCCGUUCCCUGGGCUGUAGUGCAAGCGCCCGCUGUUCCCUGGUUUGUAGUUCAGGCACCCGCUGUUCCCUGGUUUGUAGUUCAGGCACCCGCCAUUCCCUGGGCUGUAGUUCAGGCACCCGCCAUUCCCUGGGCUGUAGUUCAGGCACCCGCCAUUCCCUGGGCUGUAGUUCAGGCACCCGCCAUUCCCUGGGCUGUAGUUCAGGCACCCGCCAUUCCCUGGGCUGUAGUUCAGGCACCCGCCAUUCCCUGGGCUGUAGUUCAGGCACCCGCCAUUCCCUGGGCUGUAGUUCAGGCACCCGCCAUUCCCUGGGCUGUAGUUCAGGCACCCGCCAUUCCCUGGGCUGUAGUUCAGGCACCCGCCAUUCCCUGGGCUGUAGUUCAGGCACCCGCCAUUCCCUGGGCUGUAGUUCAGGCACCCGCCAUUCCCUGGGCUGUAGUUCAGGCACCCACCAUUCCCUGGGCUGUAGUUCAGGCACCCGCCAUUCCCUGCCCUGUAAAACAAGCAACCAUUAAACAACCUUUGUGGUCACUCUGCUGAAGGGCAAGAGAUUACCACAUCAUCCCUUGGAUUUGUAAACUCCCAAAUAGUCUGCUGAACAGUCAUAUUAUAGCUGGUUGGAGAUGUUCUGCCAUGGUCAGACUGUAAAAUCCCAUGGCGUUUACUAUUUGUUAUUAAUAUUAUGUAAAGUGUAAACUCACUAUUUCUUGUGUGUGUGGGGCAGAUUAUUAUGUCCUCCCAUGAGGUAUGUGAAGACCUUGUGCAUGCUGGGGGCCAUACAAAAAUGUUGUGGAUGGGCCACAUCUGGCGUUUGGGGCUUCCAGCUGGACAGCCCUGUCAUCUACUGUAAGGAGAAUAUCCCCCUGUUUUCCUUCCCCGCUAUAUGAGGAGCGCUGGCAUAUGGUAGGACAUAAGCACUUUUAGGCACUGGUGGAUGCCUAACAAUUUUCCACUCCCCAUUUAUUUUUCUAUUUGCUUGCCCUUUAAGGGUGGUUUCAUUUCAUUUAAGGGUGGUUUCUCAAUGCUUUUCUGAUGGUACUCCAAAGCAGACUGGCAAUCUGGAGAUUCUGGCAAAUGCCAGAGCGGCAGCUAUAGGAUGCCAUAUUAUUAUUUAAUUAUGUUUGGGCUUCUGUGUUCUUGAAAUGCCAGGGCAUAUUUUGACUUUUUCUCACUCCCAGUUAACCUCCCUUUUAUAAUGAAUUCCUCUAUCAAUUCAUUUUCAUGUCUCUUGUUUAACCUACUGCUUGGUUGCUAGGAUAAAUAAACCCCUAGCAACCAGAUAACUGCUCCAAUACCA
Molecule: messenger RNA, 2120 nt
Organism: Xenopus tropicalis (tropical clawed frog)
Lineage: Eukaryota; Metazoa; Chordata; Amphibia; Anura; Pipidae
Product: hornerin-like
Exons: 1
Coding region: 220-1338 (372 amino acids)
Source: RefSeq, a predicted model, not a curated record